GAGGAGAGUGUAAAGGGAGAGCGAAGGAGAGAGGAGGGAGAGGAGGAGAAGGAGGAGGAGAAGGAGGAGGAGAAGGAGGAGGAGAGAGAGGAGAGAUAAGAGGGAGACGGGAUGCGAGCCUCGACUGCCAGCUCAGCAUCCAGGCGCGGGUGCUACAAAGGUGGAGCCCGGAGUUCUGGUUCCGGGAAACGGCACCCCACGAGCCACAGCAGAGGUCGCCCCCCCUCAUCGGAGCUCAUGCGGACCCCCCACGAGAACGAGAACUGCUCGGGCGCUGUGGGCACCCCCCCCCUCGCGCCACCGCUCAGCAACGGCGAGCCGGCAGACGUCGGCGUCACCGCCAGCGACAACAACAACAACAACGCCAACAACAUGACCCCGGGCAAACAACCGCACGGCGUCACCGGGCCCCCCGGCGCCACCCCCGAGAACAACGUGGGUGGAGCGGCGGGCGGGCGCGGGGUGCAUCGUCGCCCGGGGCCGGGGGUGGACGCUCGCAGGGCGGGCGACAGCCUGGACGACGCUAGCCAGGGCUCGCCCGACAGCACAGAAAGUCUGUUCCGCACCCCGGGGAGCCCCGCGAACAGCUGGACCGCGGAGAACUCCCCCUCGGCGCUCGCCGAGUCUGACCAGGUGCGGGGGUCACGGGGUCACGCGGGGUGGGAGAACAGCCUGAGACCGCGGCCCGCUCCACGCAGCUCCUUCCAGGCCGGGGGUGCCGUGGGGUUCAGCCCCCCCCAGCCCACCCCCAAGACACUCCGCAAGUCUUUCCGCGGAGUGCCCAAGUCUCCGGUUGCCAUGGACUUGGGGGGCUCCCCCCCCGAGCCCCGGGGUCGCCACGCCCCCCCCGGCCUCUCGCCCCUACCCACAAUGCCGAGCAACCACGUUGCCACCCCCACACCGCCGCAUGCUCGGGAAGAGCCGGACGAGGGCUCCUCCUCUUCGCUCUCCUCCUCGUCGCUCUCCUCAUCGUCGCUGCUGCCGCUGGCACCGCCGCCGCCGCUGGGCGUGGGGGACCUGGUGUGGGGGAAGAUCAAGGGCUACAGCUGGUGGCCGGGCUGCACCGUGUCCUGGCUGGAGACGGGGCGCGACCCCGCUCCGAUCGGCUCCAGCUGGAUCCGCUGGUUCGGAGACUGCAAGUUCUCCAUGGUGCAAGGGGACAAGCUGCGACCUCUGAGCGAGUUCAACGACCACUUCCACUUGGCCACCUACAACAAGCGGUCCGCCUACAAGCGGGCCGUCUACGAGGCUCUCAAGAUGGCGAGCCAGCGCGCGGGGAAGAUCCUGGAGCCGGCGGCGGAGGGGCUGUCCCCGGGCCUGGAGCGAGCGCUGAAGCCUCUGCUCGGCUGGGCCACCGGGGGGUUCCAGCCCACGGGCCCACGCGGCCUGCAGCCCACAGAGGAGGAUCGCAAGGCCCCCAAGAGGAUGGCGUCGAGUCAACCGGAGGUCGUCCCCUUGGGCCCGCCGCCCAAGAAGCACAAAGCGGCUCCCCUGCCAGCGCUGCCCUGCGGCUCCAAGGAUGUUCUCGUCGAGCAGAUCCGCAUGAAAGUCCGGAACAUUGAAGACAUGUGCAUGGGCUGUGGCAGUCUGUACGUGGUGGCUCAGCAUCCGCUGUUCGAGGGAGGGCUGUGCCAGACCUGCAAGGACACGUACCUGGAGUGCUCGUACCUGUACGACGACGAUGGCUACCAGUCCUACUGCAGCGCCUGCUGCGCUGGCAAGGAGGUGCUCAUGUGCAGCAAGGUCAACUGCUGCCGCUGCUUCUGCAUGGAGUGCGUGGAGCUGCUGGUGGGGGCCGGGGCGGCGCAGGCUGCGGUGGCCGAGGACCCCUGGACCUGCUACAUGUGCCUGCCGCACGGCACCAACGGCCUGCUGCGACGCCGCGACGACUGGGCCACGCGCCUGCAGCUCUUCUUCACCAGCGACCGCGACCAGGAGUUCGAGCCCCCGCGUCUCUACCCCCCGAUCCCGGCGUCUCAGCGCAAGCCGAUCCGUGUCCUCUCCUUGUUCGACGGCAUCGCUACAGGGCUUCUGGUGCUCAAGGAGCUGGGCCUCAAGGUGGAGCGCUACGUGGCCUCCGAGGUGUGCGAGGACUCCGUGACGGUGGGGCAGGUGCGGCAGGAGGGCAAGAUCACCUACGUGGGCGACGUGCGCAACAUCACCCCGCGCAAUAUUGUCGAGUGGGGGCCGUUUGACCUGGUGAUCGGAGGAAGUCCCUGCAACGACCUGUCCAUUGUGAACCCCGCCAGGAAGGGUCUCUACGAGGGCACGGGCCGCUUGUUUUUCGAGUACUACCGUCUGCUGCACGAGGCGCGGCCCUCGACGACGGACGAGCGGCCCUUCUUCUGGCUCUUUGAGAACGUCGUGGCCAUGGGCGUCAGCGACAAGCGCGACAUCUCCCGCUUCCUCAACUGCAGCCCCACGAUGAUCGACGCCAAAGAGGUUUCGCCAGCUCACCGCGCACGCUACUUCUGGGGCAACCUGCCUGGCAUGAACAGACCGCUCUUCCCGUACACGACUGACAAACUGGAGCUACAGGAUUGCCUGGAGCACGGCCGCAUGGCCAAGUUCAGCAAAGUGCGCACCAUCACCACGCGCUCCAACUCCAUCAAGCAGGGCAAGGACCAGCACUUCCCCGUGACGAUGAACGGCAAGGACGACAUCCUGUGGUGCACCGAGAUGGAGAGGAUCUUUGGUUUCCCCGUGCACUACACCGACGUGUCCAACAUGAGCCGCCUGGGUCGCCAGCGCCUGCUGGGCCGCUCCUGGAGCGUCCCCGUCAUCCGCCACCUCUUCGCUCCGCUCAAGGAUUACUUCGCCUGUACUUAGAGGGGCGGGGGGGGUGGA
Messenger RNA from Petromyzon marinus (sea lamprey), 2847 nucleotides. Its product is annotated as DNA (cytosine-5)-methyltransferase 3A-like. Gene Ontology annotation, molecular function: methyltransferase activity. Lineage: Eukaryota; Metazoa; Chordata; Hyperoartia; Petromyzontiformes; Petromyzontidae. Gene Ontology annotation, cellular component: nucleus. The record is from RefSeq and is a predicted model, not a curated record.